This is a messenger RNA of Homalodisca vitripennis (glassy-winged sharpshooter), 2784 nucleotides long. RefSeq lists its product as uncharacterized. Lineage: Eukaryota; Metazoa; Arthropoda; Insecta; Hemiptera; Cicadellidae. The record is from RefSeq and is a predicted model, not a curated record. Bases 118 to 540 code for a protein of 140 amino acids. The transcript has 5 exons.
CACGUGUGCCGGCACUGUUACUUUACUACUGUCUGAUACAGCGUGGCGGUGCGGUACACUGUGGUCGCGACACUGCGACACGUGGUUACUGACCGGUGUCUCUCAACCACCGCCAAGAUGCCGUUGUUUCCAGACUCUCUCGAAGAACUGGAUCUCAUCUAUGCCGAGUUUCCAUUCGUCCACGUUGACUUGGAGAUGUACAUCAACGAGAUCUCCUCACACAGCGAGAAGCUAGCGGCACACGGUGACGAGCUCAGGAACUACAGCGACCAACUGUCAGAGUGCAGCGCAGAGUACCUGCGCUACAGCGAGGAGUUGGUGCAGUUCUGUGAGACGCUGCAGAGCCACGUGAGGCACAAUCCGCACCUCAACAUGUACCUGGUGGACUUCCAGUGGAUUAGCGCUGUAGCACAAGCGAACAGCGAGGAGAUGAAUCUGUACAGCGCAGAGUUGGCGCUAUACUGCGAGGCGGCGGCUGACUACAGCGCACACGUGCUGCAGUACAAGGACAUGUUGAUCGAAUACGUAGACUGUAGAUAAGGAUGCUAAUGCAGAAGCCAGCAAUGGUAUUUAACAAAAUCAUUAAAAUGAAGAAAAAAUAUAGUAUUAAACUACCUCUUCAUGUAUACAAAGUAUGAUAGUAAACUCGAAAAAGUUUACUAGACAUCUGUUGGAGAAUUGAUAGCAUUUGAAGGUGAAAAAGUAUGAUCUCUACACCACAAGUAUAAUAGAGGGAAGAUUCUGAGAGAGACUGGACACUCACACUGAUGGAUACGAGACCUGCACUUGAAGAGGAGGCAAGUAUCGGCUGGUGUAGGUUCACAACACCAUUGUAAUGGUGGACGCACGUUACACUAUCCGGCUCUCCUACAGCGGGUACAGUACUCGUGUCGCAGUGACGGUGUUAAUGGAAAUUUUUCUUUAUGGCGGAUCCUGGACUGGUCGUUUUCUGAACCGCUUAUACCAGCGACUAAGGAACGCCAUAGACUGGCUCUGGCAGUGGCAGCCGAUAGGGGUAACAAUGCGUGAGUCAUCCACUGCUAACCGUUCCACAGAUAGGGUAAAGUUCAUGGGGAACACCAUGGUACUAGAAAAAACUGUUAUGUUCAAUUAAUAAAAGUAGAUACAAAACCCCGGAGGUGAUAUAAAUGCAACUUUGGCGGGUUACUGUGUUUCUCUUGACUUAUGAAUGUACUUACUUAUGAAUGUUGUUUCUUUAAUAUUGUAUAUUCAUAAUGUGAUGAAUGUGUAAGGUCUUAACUAUGUAGUCUGUGUAUUUGUGUUUGUAGUUUUCAAAUGUAUAGGUUGAAAUAAAUGCUUAUAACAAUUGUAUAUAAUUCUGAAUAAAGUUUCUUUAUAUUUUUUUAAGGGUUGUUUACAUCAUUAAUUAUAUUAGUUCACCAUAAUUAUUAUUGAUUUAUUAUAAAUAUUUGUUACUAUUACUAUAGUUUUUUGGAAAGUGGAUGUUCUUAAAAUAUGUCUGUGGUAUUAUAUUCCAUAAAAGAGGUUCCUGUUCAAUGUCCCUAUCUCUCGACGUAAGCUCGCAUCGUGCCGCGGGCGCCGGAAAAAUUAUGGUUCUUUCCCACCUUGAUUUUGGCGACAACGGACAUAAUUUCCGCCGAUGGAACGUACAGUGGGUAUCGAUCGGCUUCAACUCUCAUAACGUGUUCUGUAUAGAGAUUGGCAAUUCUUGGCAAGUCUAUGGCAUUCUUGGUCGCUGGCUUGUACACACCCCGUAGAAUAGUUCGUAUGUUUACAACGGUUCCUGAAGAAAUGUUACAAUAAUUUAUUUAUUCUGACAAUAUGUACACGAUUCAGAAAUGGUAGUCUGAACUGUUUUGAGAUUAUAUAGUUCUCAACUAAAGAAUUUACUAGAUGUAGGCUAGUUUUUGGCAGAUAUAUGAGUAUUCUUCUAUUGCUUAAAAUAUAAUUUAACCUACAGUUGUUUAUGUUUGUUUUUGCGGCGCGUUCGUGUCCGUUGUCAAGGAAGAUUCUUAAAAAAAAUUAAAAUAUUCUUAAAAUGGCAAAGAUGACAACAUGUAUUCUGUUCAAGAGACCACAUUUUUUUUAAAUCCAUGAAGGUAAAAAUGCCUUAGGCUAUUUAUAACCCGAUAUAUGUUUAAAUUUUACAUUAAUAAUUAAUUUGUAUUUAAAACGUAUGCUAAAAAUAAUGCAGUACAUUAUUUAUAUCCCAAUUUACAUUGUGAUAGGAUUGGUUUUAUUACAAGAGUAAAUACCUGUAUAUCCAUUUCUAGUAUGGACGAGUUAAGAGUGACACAAUAUCACAUAUUGUAAUGAUUUGUAAUGUAAGUUUGUAGCUUUUUAUAAUUGAAGGAAGAAAAAAAUAUUGGACAAUAUCUGAAAAAACAAAUAAACACGUUUGUUUAUUGCAUACGUUAAACAGUAUACUAUACAUUUUUCCAAGAUAAAAUUCUCGAUAUAUAAAAUAUUAAUGCUGUUGUCAUAUGGAUAUUGAUAAAAUUUGAAAUCCUUCUUAGUAUUGUACUAAUAUUUUAGUACUUGUUUAUAACUAGCCAAAAUGUACAAUGGUAUAUAAAAUAAAAUACACUUUAAUUAUUAUUAUUUUUGAUAUUACUAACAGUCUUGUUUGCAAUAUGUCAGGGAGAACAGGAGUAGGAGUGUCGUGUUCUGCUCAUCCCGGAGACUGUUCACAUUUUUCAAGAUAUUGUGUGAUAAUCUUUUUUAUCCCUGUGGAGUUUUAAAAUUAUGUAUUACCAUUUUUACAAAUUGUGUAUGUCAUAAUAAUAAACGCCAUACAUUUAA